Molecule: messenger RNA, 455 nt
Organism: Cynara cardunculus var. scolymus (artichoke)
Lineage: Eukaryota; Viridiplantae; Streptophyta; Magnoliopsida; Asterales; Asteraceae
Exons: 1
Coding region: 55-450 (131 amino acids)
Source: RefSeq, a predicted model, not a curated record
UCUCCCAUUCCCACUCUCCGACGUCGGAACUCCAUCGAAGCAUCUUCCGCUUUAAUGGUCCACACCAAAGACCACCACCCUUCUUCCACCUCCACCACCACCACCACAUCUAAUUCUUCCGCCGAUUUCGAGCUGCUAUCUCUCAAACCAGCUUCCUAUACCUCCCUCCGCGACAUCCUCCCAUCCACACCCGCCGUCGUCCAGUCGCCCAAAGUCUCCUCCUCCGCCGUCCGUUCGGGUUACGAGAUUCCGAUCCGAAACCGACUAGUGAAACAGGCCGCCUGGGCAUACCUCCGACCCAUGUCCACCUCUCCCGACUCCGGUGGAUCCACCAUCUUCCACCGCCUCUGGAACCGAUUCUCCGAUGCUUGCCUCCGUCUCGUAACCCAAAUCUUCGAUUGUCUGCUCCAGUCUACUAUUCAACUUAGAACUACCACCUCCCGAUUAUAACCAAC